CCACAGGGCUCAACCUCUGUUUACUUCAUCAACGUUUGGGAAUACGUAAAGCACGACUUUAGUUUAAUAGCUAAUGCAGGUUUGGGUGACAGACUGCAUUUGCUAUACUGGUUGGUUUACAGAAGGCAAAGGGCACUAGAACGUCUUACAAUUUACAGUACCUGCUUAAACUGGACCUUGUGUGUGUGUGUGUGGCCUUGUCAGUUGAGGAAGGAAUGCUAUACUGGGGAGUGAACAAUUACUUUUCCUUCUGGCAUACAUGCUAUGCUUUUGCUUCUCUCCGAAUAGCUAGUUUCUCGUUUGCUACCUUUCAGCAUUUGUAUUGGUGUAAACAAUGCUGUGCUAUACAGUAUUCUGCUGAAGUUGCAUGCCUGCUUGUGAAAGUGCAUUUACAUGUAUUCUUUGUUAAGUACACUGUCUCUGUGUGUGUGUGUGUGUGUGUGUUUGCGCCUGUGUGUGAUAAAAAUGAGUUUACAUACCCAUCCUUUGUUAAAAGGUUCCUGACGGCAUUGAAACCUGCCAUGUAUCAACGCUUGCUGACAUGCUCUUUAACAGCCUAUAGUGUUAGCUCUCUCUCAUAUCUGUUGCUAGAGGUAGCACCCAUAAUGUUAUCAUUACAUUCAUAUUCCCACCCAUAAAUGCAUGUUAUUUGAGGUUUGCUUUUAAUGUAUUUUAUAGCCGCACUUCGUGUAGGAUAGUUCCAUUUACAUGAUUACCUUAUCACACACACAGUGAAAGAGAGCGUGAGUUUGUGUCACAAAAGGUUGUAACGCCUGAGAGAACAAUAUAUGCCACAGGGAAGGGAAAAAGAGGGGAAAGACAGGUGUGGGAGGCCAGCUCCUACUGACGGACUAGUAUUUAAUUUACUGUGAUUUUACGACUUUGUGUGCGUCACAGUUACUCAGUGUGGGAGAACGGUAAAAAGGGAAAGUGCGAAGGAGAGGGUUGACUACAAAAAGAACCCAUGGAGGGAAAGAGAGUAGCGUUAAGUGAGGUUAUGAGUAAGAGUUUUGCUAAGCAUUUGAGUGGAAGUUAUUUGAGUAGGACCUUGUGGCACUUCCUUCGGAUGCCUCCUUAGGUUGUACCAGUUUUUCAAGUCAUGUUUUUUUUUUUUUUUUACUGUAUGAAAGUUGUUACAACAUUGUUCUAGGCUGAGAGGUGACCAAUGAACUGACGGAGAGAGAAACCGAGUGAUCAGAAUAAGAGAAGGAGUAGUAAAGUGGAGGAUAGAAAGAGAGAAGAUAAUUGUGUGAAAAAGAGUCAAGUGAAGUUUAAUAUAACCAGAUCAAUUGAGUGUCUUUAGAUGCACUUGAAGAGGAUUUGGAGUGGUUUCUACAUUGGCUGUUAGUUACCUAUGUUAUGAAGCAGCACGGUGGGCGAUAGCUGAAAAUAUUUUAUUACAACUUGCAGAACAAGGGACUCAUAUCUGGCAGGUUAUUUUCCAUCAGUACACAGCCAGACACUUGUAGGUGUUCUAUUCAUUUAUUGUUAGAGUAUCUAGGAGGAUCCAAGGACCUCUGCCUUUUGAUACUGCGCCUAAUUGCCUUCGGACACUUGAGGACCGUUUGCUGAGGAGAAUUGAUUAUGGCCAGUUUCCUGUACUUUAUCCUUCCGGCCCUAGGGGGCUACACCCUGACGUCGCUCUACCUGUUGAAGAACCCUCAGAUCCUCCACAAGAAGAAACGGGCUGCCUUCCACUGUACCCACAUCUCACACAGAGGAGGAAGCGGCGAGAGGAUAGAGAGCACCAUGGAGGCCUUCACACAUGCGGUGGAGCAGGGUACAGGAAUGCUGGAGCUGGACUGUCACCUGACCCGGGAUGGUCAUGUGGUCGUGUCACAUGACGAAAACCUCCUGAGGCAGACUGGCCAUGAUGUCACCAUCUCCUCCCUAAACCUAGAGGACUUACCCUUGUAUAAGGACAGACUGGAGGUCACAUUUAAUGCAGGCCACUACAGCACCGGUACAGACAGGAAGUUCACCCUGUUGGAGGAAGUGUUCAGGAAAUUCCCUAAGAUGCCAGUCAACAUCGAAAUCAAAGAAGACAACAGCUUGCUGAUGGAGAAAGCGUCCAACAUGGUGAAACAGUAUGAUAGAGAGGACCUUACAGUGUGGGCGACUGUAGACUCUACCAUUAUGAAAAUGUGCCGCAGAUCUAACUCCACCAUGCCCUAUAGUUUCAGUAUGAGACGAGGGCUGCAGCUGCUCCUCCUUUACUACAGCGGCCUGCUGCCCUUUGUUCCGCUGGGAGAGAGCUUCCUGCAGUUCUACCUGCCCCGCAUCAUUAACAGAACAUAUAUUCCUGAGGAGCGUCUUCUGAAGAACAGAAUGGUCAUCUAUCUGAUAGAAAAAUUAACGAUGAGGAAGAGUCUAUUCAAACAUCUGGCCAACAGAGGAAUUCAGGUGCACCUGUUCGUCUGCAACGAGGAUCCUGACAUCGAGGCGGCGUUUGAAGCAGGAGCCACAGGCGUCAUGACAGACUACCCCACCCUCCUGACUGACUACCUACACAGACACAAGACUGACAGCCCAAACCUCAAAUCAAACUACUAAUUCACAAACAGGUUCUUAACUGACAGCUCGAGCUACCUAUCAAGAGACCUCCACUCGUACAUUGUGUGUCACCGAAAGAACCACACUGAAAUCGCAAUUUUACUUCACAACUCCGGUCUCCACCAAUGAGCAGAAGGACAGCUCUGUGAGGAAGUUGGCCUAAAAAGCACAGAUCCAAGACCAGCGUAACUUUCCGAAAUCCCAACCUUAACCAAUAGAGGGACAAACAUAUAACCAAUCUCUGACCAAUGUCUUUAGGCAACUUCAUUCCAUCUACACAAAAGUAUGUCACUUACACUUACUGUCUUUUGGUUAAUGGAUUGUGGCCAUAUAUUGAGACACUGUUCACCUCUCUCUGCAACCUUCCCAAACCCUAAUGGAUCUAUCAGUGAAUGUCUGGAUGUUGUUGGGAGGAGAAGUGAUUUCUUUAAGUAUAUAUCCUUAAUGUUCUCUCAUAGUAUUAUGACAUUUACAUAAUGGAACUGACUUUUGGGAUAUUUAAGACAUGCUUUACAAAUUGUAUGUUUGUCAAUGCAAAGAUGAUUUAAAUAAAUACUUGUAUACCGUAAUUUCCGGACUAUAAGCCGCUACUUUAUUCCCACACUUUGAACCUCGCGGUUUAUACAACGACGUGGCUAAUUUAUGGAUUUUUCCCGCUUUCACAAGAUUCAUGCCGCCAAAAAACUGAGCACCGUCACAUAAUGUGACGUAAAUCGAGCGCGCUCAAACUUCCCAGCAUAAUGAUUACCGUAGUAAUUUUGUCACCCUCAUCAUGGCAAAGACACAGAGAAAUGCAUAUGAUGCAGCUUUCAAGUUGAAGGCGAUAAAUCUGGCUGUUGGAAAAGGGAAUAGAGCUGCUGCAUGGGAGCUUGGCCUUAAUGAGUCGAUGAUAAGACGUUGGAAACAGCAGCGUGAGGAACUGACUCAGUGCAGAAAGACAACAAAAGCUUUCAGAGGGAAGAAACGCAGAUGGCCCAAAGUAUUUACAGCCACAUCAGUGUAAAUCGUGCAUUUAAGGUGGCGCUCCUUGUUCAGUGGGAGGCUUGGAAGACAAGUGGGGAGAAAUCCUUCACUAAAACGGGCCGCAGGCGAAGAGCAUCUUAUGGUCAAGUCUGCCAGUGGGUCCUGACAGCGUGGAGCAUUGUCAAAAAAUCCACUAUCAUCAACGGGUUUCGUAAGGCUAGACUGCUGCGUGUUGAAGGGGCAGCAUGAGCUCAGCGGGGUAUUUGCCUCUGGAUGAAAGUGACGAGAGCGACAAUGAAAACGAUCCAACAUCGGAUGAAGCAAUUCUGAGGCUAUUCAACUCCGACACCGAAGGAGAUGACUUCAGUGGUUUCAGUGCACAGGAGGAGGAAGAUAGUGACCAUUGACUUUCUUGGUAGGCUACUGUUUUAAUUUUUGUUACAAGCCGUGUUUCGGUAAAGCCUAUUUAUUUUUGUUACAAGCCGUGUUUCGUUAAAGCCUAUUUAUUUUUGUUAUACAAGCCGUGUUUCGUUUAAAGGCUGUGUAAAGUUAAUUUGUUUCAAUGUACCGGUAGGCACCUGCGGCUUAUAGACAUGUGCGGCUUAUUUAUAUACAAAAUACAUAUUUUUUAAUAAUUCAGUGGGUGCGGUUUAUAUUCAGGUGCGCUUAAUAGUCCAGCAAUUACAGUAGUUAAGCAUUCAAGGCCAACUUCCAUUUGUUUGUACCACUGGAAAAUAACGGCUUCCAACACACAGUAUUUAUGUGUUUACUUGCUUCACUUCCUCAUUCUCUCAGCCCAGGCCAUGGUCAAAGUCCGUUCAGUUCUUAACAAUAAUCUACCAGCCAGUCAGGUCCCAGUGGGAAACAAAGGCUGCACUUCCUGGUUCUAUGUGUGUUGGAUGCAGUAUAGCAAAUAGGUUAAAAUAAUAAGUAGAUAAAUUCAAACAACUCUUUAGAGACGUAUUAAGAGAUUAAGACCUUGUCCUUUAGAAUUCUGAGAAAUAAGCCUUCUGUGACACACACAGCAGCCACAAUGAAUAAGAGCUGAAAACACAGGGCACUGGACUGGUUCAUCUAAAUCUAGAUAAGAAUUUCAGACUUGAGAGUUGAGCACAAGUCAGAUCUUUAGCUAAUGUAAAUUUCUUAUCAUGUUCAUGUAUAAUGAUUUAAUUCUGUUUUUAGAACAAUAAUUUGCCCCAUUGUUUUCAUUUUUGUUUGUGGCUUUGAUGGUAUGCCAUCUAACAGUGGCUAUAUUAGUAGGCCUACUGCUAAUGUUAUGUGUCAGUACUACUGCCUGUGUCUAAGUUUAACUUAGAGUGGAUGCGAAUGUCAGAAGACUCAAGCCUGGUGUGGAUGUAGGUCUGGGCACCACUACCCCCGUGGUGGGGGUGAGUUGGCGGCACGAGCAGUGGUGUGGGCUGGUAUGGAUAAAAUGCGAGGGUCGAAUUCUUGUCCCAGUCCACCCCAGCGGCUCAGCUCACUAAUAAUCACCUAUUUUUUUAAACAUUUUGACAGCGAGGACAUAUAACCAAUUUUCAGUGCAGCGCUCUUGACCUUGUUAAUCCAGUGGCUUUAUUAGGCCUACAGUUAUUGUGUUAUGUAGCAAGUAAACUGUAGCUAGUAUACGGUCUUGAGCUACAGUAGAAUCUCUAUGAUCUUUCUCAUGCGUGACCAAGGACAACAUGGACAGGAUUCAGAUGACUUCUACAUAGCUUAACCUAUGAAACUAGUCCCCCUACUAGUUUCCUACUCGGGUCUUGACGAGAAAAAAAAAACUUGUCGGGGGAGGUUCUCUUCUGCACUGUUCAACCAAUCCAGUAAAUGUGGAGGAGAACAGAUGGCGUGUCGCCAUGGAAAGGAGUCACCCUACCUCAGUGGAGUAGCCUUGUUAACGUCCAAAAGAGGAAGUUCAGUCACAGGCUCUCU
Oncorhynchus keta (chum salmon) is the source of this 5442-nucleotide messenger RNA. Its product is annotated as lysophospholipase D GDPD3-like. NCBI's taxonomy places the organism in Eukaryota, Metazoa, Chordata, Actinopteri, Salmoniformes, Salmonidae. Gene Ontology annotation, biological process: glycerophospholipid catabolic process. The transcript has 10 exons. Gene Ontology annotation, molecular function: phosphatidylcholine lysophospholipase A1 activity; phosphoric diester hydrolase activity. The record is from RefSeq and is a predicted model, not a curated record. Gene Ontology annotation, cellular component: endoplasmic reticulum membrane. Bases 1585 to 2553 code for a protein of 322 amino acids.